CCUUCACCUGCAUCGGGACUGUAGUAACACCCAAAUCUAGCCAUGGCUUCUCCUGUCCUCCCAUUUUCAACCCAAACCACCAUCUCCAAUCCCUCCAUUGAAACUUCCUUCUUUCCGAAAACAUCUCAAUAUUCCUUGAAUAAGAAGAUCACAAAGCCUGACUGCUCUAACCCAAACAGACUAGUGUCCUGCAAAGCCACCAACGAUGGGAACAAAGGAGACUCUUCUCCCAACAGGUUUGAUAGAAGGGAUCUCCUAAUUGGGUUAGGAGGUCUCUACGGUGCAACCAACCUUUCCAAUGAUCCAUUUGCAUUAGCAGCUCCUAUUGCCGCUCCUGAUCUAACCCUUGGCGGUGAUGCAAUACUUUCUUAUAAAACGAAUAGGACUAAAGAUCGAAAGUUUGCCAAGAAAGGCGGAAGGGGUCAUGGUCAUGCUAUGGCGGCCGAGACAAAGAACAAAAACGUUAUACGCAGCGUCUUCCCGAUUGUUUUAGACAAAAUAGUGACGAUUGAGAUUCCAAGGCCAAAGAAAUCAAGGAGCAAGCUUGAGAAAGAUGAAGAAGAAGAAGUAUUGAAGCUAGAAAACAUUCAAUUAGACACAGAUACUCCGGUGAAAUUUGAUAUUUACAUUAACGACGAGGAUGAUGAGGCACCUAGUGGACCAGAAAAUUCAGAGUUUGCAGGGAGCUUUACCAAUCUGCCCCAUAACCAUAAGCAUGCGAAGAAGUUGGAUACAAGUUUUUCUUUGGCAAUAUCAGAUUUGUUGGAGGAUUUGGAUGUUGAAGGUGAUGAUAACAUCGUGGUGACUUUAGUGCCUAGAGAAGGGAAGGGUCGUGUUUCGGUCGGCAACAUCAAGAUUGACUAUAUCCGAGAAUGAUCGGUUCGUUGCUUCCUUAUCUACAUUAGGGAAAUGUUUUCCUUGAUCCUUAGUGCUUCUUGAGAUCGAUCCGAUCGGUCACCUGUUCUCUUGUUUUGUUUUUGUGAAAGGAUUCUGGGCAAGUUGAUUGGUGAUCCAGACUUCGCCAUGCCAUUUUGGAAUUGGGAUGCCCUUACGGGCAUGCCUAAACCUGCCAUAUAUGUAAACCCUUGAGUCUCCACUCUACAAUGACAAGCGUAAUGCUAGCCAUCGGCCACCAUCUUGAUUACAGUGGCACUGUAAUAAAGAGAUAACAGAUAAAGAGCAAGAAAUAGUUAAUCUCAAGGCCAUGUACAGACAGAUUGACCGUAUUCUAGAGAGAUCAGUUUGUUUCUUCUUUCCUUGCUUCCGUAUCUACUUUAGGGAAAUGUUUUCCUUUGACCCUUGUGUUCUUCAGAUCGAUCUAAUCGAUCACUUGUUCCCUUGUUUUAUAUAUCAAUAUGUUUCCAUGUAUAAAUAAUGCCAUUAAGUCUACGACCAUAGAACCUUAUAUGGCAUGUUCUCAAUAAGGAGACUUGUUUAGAUUUUA
This is a messenger RNA of Theobroma umbraticum, 1444 nucleotides long. The record is from RefSeq and is a predicted model, not a curated record. NCBI's taxonomy places the organism in Eukaryota, Viridiplantae, Streptophyta, Magnoliopsida, Malvales, Malvaceae.